This is a messenger RNA of Nezara viridula (southern green stink bug), 1461 nucleotides long. The record is from the annotation of a GenBank genome assembly. Lineage: Eukaryota; Metazoa; Arthropoda; Insecta; Hemiptera; Pentatomidae.
AUUACCUCCCUGAAUCCUACUUCUUGGUGGGAAAGUUUCAUUUGAAUUAAAAAGUCAAAUGACAGGUUUUAUUGGGGUUCAUAUAGGAGCAGGAUGUCAUUCUGAAAAACUUCAAACUCGUUAUGAAAGAAUAUGUAGACUUGCUUGUAAAAAAGGUAUAGAAGCUAUACGAAGUGGAAAGUCAGCAGUUGAUGCAGUUGCCAUUGCAACUGUAGUCCUAGAAGACUCUCAGUAUACAAAUGCAGGCUUAGGCUCAAGUCUUACCUGGGAUGGUGGGGUUGAGUGUGAUGCAUCUCUUAUGGAUGGUGAUAAACUUGGAUUUGGGGCAGUGGGAUCAGUUUCUAGAAUAAAAAAUCCCAUACUUGCAGCUCAUCGCCUUUGCUUAGAUCAGUACAACCAACUCUCAUUGAAUAGAGUUCCUCCUUGUUUUCUGGUUAGUACUGGAGCUGAAAAAUGGGCCCUUGAAAAAGGAUUGGAAAUUGUUGAACCACACUCCUUAAUUACUGAAAAGUCUGUUAAAGUGUUUAAGAAGUAUAAGAAGAGAGCAGAGUUAUCUUCCGGGCGAAAUGAAGGAGAAUCAAAGGUAGGUGUCACCAGCAAAUUACUUGAUACAGUUGGUGCUAUUGUGGUGGAUUCCGAAGGUAGAGUUGCUGCUUCUUGUUCCAGCGGGGGUAUUGUUUUGAAGCAUCCUGGACGAGUAGGACAGGCCGGAACUUAUGGUUGUGGUUGUUGGGCACAAAACUAUGGGACAGGACGUUCUGUAGCUACUUCUGUUACUGGAUGUGGAGAAGACUUAAUCAAGACAUGUCUUGCCAGAGAAGCAGCUAAUUCCCUAAUACAUUCUGCUCAUGCCACAGUUGCUAUUAAUAAUACCAUCAGAUCUUUUCUUGAUUCUCCUUUCUUGGGAAAGUUCUCAGAAAGACUUUGUGGGAUUAUUGCUAUUGAAUCAGAGAGUACUGGAAGAGGCGAAUUUACCUGGGGGCAUACAACACCUUCAAUGGCCAUAGGUUUUAUGUCUGUUGGCCAACGAAUUCCAAAAAGUCAUAUAAGCAGAUUACCCCUUGGUGCAAACCCAGGUAGUACUGUGAUAAUUGAAGGAACUCCAGUGUGAUACUGAUAUUCUACUAUCAUCUCUAAGAGAACGUUCUAGGGAUUGGGAGUCAACUUGUGAUAUUCUUAUUUUAUUCUGAGCUUGGACUUAAUAGUGUUUAUCUUUUAAUUUCUAAAAUUGAAAAUGAGACAUUUUCUCUAUUUGUGCCAGCAAAAGUUAAGAUUUUUAGUUUGGUUCAGCCAUUUACUACGUUCUUUUUACUGAACCAUAAAUUUAUUACUUGAUACAAAUUAUGUCUGUAUAUAGUUUGUUUUUUCAAUUAAAUAUGACGAAAAUUUUGCUGAGCUUAAUUUGUGUUAGUAAUUGAUGAUUUUAUAACAGAUAAAGAUACAAUAACAAUUACAACAUAA